AUGUCUGCUCAGCCUGCCUCUUCGGCCCCUGCGGCCGCUGGUGACGCUGGUGCUGCCGCCGCCGCUGCCGCACCGCAGAAGCCAUUCCAGACGAAGCUCGUCCUUCUCGGUACGCAUUGCUCUCAGCUCCCGAGCGCCCAGAACGAUCCGACCCGAAUCGCCCUGCUGACUUCUCCUUCUGCCAAACACACUGCAUGCAUGAUCCGAUCGGCUUGCCCUGCCGAUGCUGCAGGCGAAGCCGCUGUCGGCAAGUCGUCCGUCGUGCUCCGAUUCGUCCAGAACGACUUCCAGGAGAACAAGGAGCCCACCAUCGGCGCCGCCUUCCUCACUCAAAAAUGCCGUCUCGAAGACCGCCUGAUCAAGUUUGAGAUCUGGGACACCGCGGGUCAGGAGCGCUUCCACUCGCUCGCACCCAUGUACUACCGCAACGCACAGGCCAGCGCCGUCAUUUACGACGUGACCAAGGCGAGCUCGUUCGAAAAGGCAAAGUCGUGGGUCAAGGAGCUCCAGCGCCAGGCGAAUCCCAACAUUGUCAUCGCGCUCGUCGGCAACAAGAUCGACCUGCUCAACGAGUCGUCCAGCAGCGCAAGUGCCAACGCCGACGACAACGACGACGACGACGAGACCGCCACUGCCACCCCGGACGCUGGCGACUCGCUCCGUGCCGUGCCCAAGGACGAGGCCGAGGCGUACGCCAAGGAGUCCGGCCUGCUCUUCUUCGAGACCUCGGCCAAGACCGGCGAGGGCGUCGUCGAGGUAUUCACCGAGAUCGCAAAGAAGAUUCCCAUCGACCUUCAUCUCGCCCGCAACGCCGCUGCUGCCGCGGCCGGCGGCAAUGGCUCGCGCCAGGCGAGCGGCAACCAGGCCAGCGGCGUCGACCUUCAGAACAACCAGCAGGGCAACCGCAAGGAGGCUUGCAACUGCUAG
Moesziomyces aphidis is the source of this 927-nucleotide messenger RNA. Lineage: Eukaryota; Fungi; Basidiomycota; Ustilaginomycetes; Ustilaginales; Ustilaginaceae. The record is from the annotation of a GenBank genome assembly.